Messenger RNA from Cantharellus anzutake, 162 nucleotides. RefSeq lists its product as uncharacterized. Lineage: Eukaryota; Fungi; Basidiomycota; Agaricomycetes; Cantharellales; Hydnaceae. The annotation marks the transcript as partial. The record is from RefSeq and is a predicted model, not a curated record. The transcript has a single exon.
CAAGCUCAGUUUCAGCAUGCUUUCAAUACAGUGGCUGCAGAGCAGUUGAAUGCUUGGUUUGGAGGCUAUGCUUCACAGCUAAGUCAUAUGCAUCCAACCAAUCAUGACUUUCUUGUGCAUGUGAUGCUUUCAUAUCACUUUGAAGUUAAGGGUAACAUGUAA